This is a messenger RNA of Musca domestica (house fly), 976 nucleotides long. RefSeq names its product trypsin-like. Bases 165 to 929 code for a protein of 254 amino acids. Gene Ontology annotation, biological process: proteolysis. Gene Ontology annotation, molecular function: serine-type endopeptidase activity. Lineage: Eukaryota; Metazoa; Arthropoda; Insecta; Diptera; Muscidae. The record is from RefSeq and is a predicted model, not a curated record. The transcript has a single exon.
CGGCCGGAUCGGAUCGGAAAGUCCCAUCUCAGUAAAACCGUGAAAGAAAUUCAUAGAAGUGCAUGGACAUUGGAAAAUCCUAACACUCGCAGCGAAAUUCAGCAGCUAUCCUAAACUACUAUAAAAGCUCGAGGGCAAACUAGUCAAAUCAUCAGUCUCUCAAGAUGUUUCGUUUCGUUACAAUUUUCGCUUUGGUCAGCUUUGCCUUUGCCGGCACCUUGCCCGAUGACUUCGAUGGUCGUAUUGUAAAUGGUGUUGAUACAACCAUUCAGAAGCACCCUUAUCAAGUGUCCCUGCAAACCAACUCGGGUAGUCAUUUCUGUGGUGGUUCCAUCAUCAGUGAAGAUAUUAUCGUUACCGCUGCCCAUUGUUUGCAGAGAUACACUGCCUCACAGAUGAGGGUGCGCUUGGGCUCCACUGAAUACAAUAGCGGCGGUGAAUUGGUUGCUGUUAAAUCUUUCCGCAAUCAUGAAGGUUAUAAUCCCACAGACAAGGUAAACGAUAUUGCUGUCAUCAAAUUAGCCACACCUGUCAGGCAAUCUACCAAAAUACGUUAUGUUGCUUUGGCCGAGAAGACACCUGUUACCGGUACUCCUGCUGUUGUCACUGGCUGGGGCUCCAAAUGUUAUUUGCUUUGUCUGACUGCACCCACAAUUCUGCAAGAAGUCGAGGUUGAUAUUGUCGACGAGAAGGCAUGCGCUUCCAGUGAAUAUAAAUAUGGUUCGGAAAUCAAGAAAACCAUGAUCUGUGCUUAUUCUGUGAAUAAGGAUGCCUGUCAAGGUGACUCUGGUGGUCCAUUGGUGUCUGGCAACAAAUUGGUUGGUGUUGUUUCCUGGGGUAGAGGUUGUGCCAAGGCUGGCUAUCCCGGUGUCUAUGCUGAUGUUGCUACUCUACGCAGCUGGGUUGAAAAGACCGCCAAGGAAUUGUAAAUUGAAAUGAAAAUAAAUGAUAUUUUCGAGUAAACAAAUAUUUUUAA